This is a messenger RNA of Malassezia vespertilionis, 1035 nucleotides long. RefSeq lists its product as uncharacterized. Lineage: Eukaryota; Fungi; Basidiomycota; Malasseziomycetes; Malasseziales; Malasseziaceae. Gene Ontology annotation, cellular component: membrane. The coding region runs from base 1 to 1035 and encodes 344 amino acids. Gene Ontology annotation, biological process: magnesium ion transport. The record is from RefSeq and is a predicted model, not a curated record. Gene Ontology annotation, molecular function: magnesium ion transmembrane transporter activity. The transcript is spliced from 6 exons.
AUGACGUCGAUGAGCCAGGACAAAUGGAUCGGGCUGAUGCUCGCGGGUUUAAUGAGUGCCGCAGAAAAUACGGCUGGGCUCGCGUCGGAGCGGCUGAGCUACCUGCAAAACCCAAUUUGGUGGGCGGGUAUGGCGACAAUGGUUGUCGGCGAGGUGGCCAACUUUAUUGCUGUCCUGAUAGGUGCUGUUCUUGCAUCGUUUAUCCUUAACGAGCGCCUCGGUGUGAUUGGAAAGGUUGGGUGCGCCUUGUGUCUUGUUGGUACGGUCGUGAUUGUGGUCAACGCGCCCGAAGACCGCGACAUUCAAACUGUGGACGAGAUCCUAGCAUACGCGAUGCAUUGGCCAUUCCUUCUGUAUUGCAUUUUUGUCGCUGUCUUUAGCGUGUUUAUGAUAUGGCACGUCGCGCCCUAUCACGGGCGUCGAUCCCCGCUUGUGUACCUCUCCAUUUGCUCUUUGGUCGGAUCCAUCUCUGUGAUGAGCGUCAAGGCAUUUGGAGUGGCAUUGAAGCUGACGUUCAACGGUAACAAUCAGCUGACGCACGUCUCGACGUACUGCUUUGGGUUGGUGGUCGUGCUAUGCAUCCUUGUCCAGAUGAACUACUUUAACAAGGCACUCGAUCAAUUCGAGACGAAUGUGGUGAACCCCAUCUACUACGUCAUGUUCACAACGUCUACCAUCUUUGCGAGUGUCCUUCUCUUCCAGGGAUUUAACACGAGCGGCGCUGCCGCAGUCUCGCUCUUGGGGGGGUUUCUCACCACCUUUUUUGGCGUCUACCUUUUGAACUUGAACAAAACUGCCGAUCCAGUCGCGCCACGGCAUUCACGUAUUGCAUCGCAGGAUGGGAGCAGGAGCUUUAGCGCAAUGCGAACUCGCCCGAGUGAGGAGCACCUGCGCGACUCGUACGAAUUGGAGCCACAUCAUGAUAUCGAGUCGCGCGUUGGCGGGGUAGAUCCGUUUGUUCUUGGCCACGCCCAAGAUGAGCUACCCAGCGUGCAGCCGUUCCAAAAAUUUCACGACAUACCCCGCGACAAAUAG